This is a messenger RNA of Adineta ricciae, 315 nucleotides long. The record is from the annotation of a GenBank genome assembly. NCBI's taxonomy places the organism in Eukaryota, Metazoa, Rotifera, Eurotatoria, Adinetida, Adinetidae.
AUGGUUGUCACUCAUCAAAGCGUACUAUUCGCUAUUUUGCUUUUCUUGGUUUCACAACAAACCAUAUAUGGUCUUCAAUGUUAUGAAUGUUCGAACUGUAUGACUCCAAAAAAUCUCGUCACUGUUAAAGGAUGUGAUUCAGGAUGCUCAUGCACUAAAAUAACAUCGGUGACUAAUGGGAAAGUAAUUCACAUAGGACGAGGAUAUACUCAAUCCUGUACGGAAUACAACCUCGUUCUUUUUAGUAGUGGCUACUUUCAGAAUUGCUGCACAGGCGAUGGAUGUAAUGCAGUUGGUUGGACUUUUACACAUUGA